UAUAAAGUAGACGUAUACAUGUAAAGCAACAUUUAUUGAUGUCAACGAGUUCAUAUUUGUACACUAGAUAAUAAUACCAGUAUACCACAGUAGAAUUGUCCAGUUUUCGCCUAACCGUUACCGUGUUGGGGACGUUAUAAAACCAGUAAAGUUCAUGUGAAAAUUCGUGCGCAUCUCGGUGACUGUAGUUGAAUUUUAUCAACUUGUUUUAGUUAGUACCUACCAUGGAAAUUAGAAAUUUGUGCAUGUCGGCCGCGGCUUAUCGUUAUCGAUAUAAUAUGUACAAUUAUAAUAUAUAGUACCUAUUAUUAAAACAAUAAUUGAGCUUACAUUGUUUUUUUGGCUAAGGAUGGACCCCAUAAUAACAUUAUGGAAGAAUACAAUAACUUCAUACGCCGGGUGGUUUACUAACUCAUUACGACGACGAAGAUCUAUAUUAUUUGGACUCAUACUCAGUAUACUUCUUUUUGUAGUAUGUGUACAGUACAACACGUCUAAUGAUAUAGGUAUCCAAAGUAUCCAAAACACUUUAGUUAUGUCUGAGUUUGAUGCUGACGAACAAUCUUCGAAUAAACACCAAUCACCUGCGCCAAUUUCUGGUACAGUUAGAAAAAUGAACAAAGAAGAAGAUGUUAAUUUCAUUGAAGAACUGCAGCAACCAGCUCGUAAAAGCCGACGAAUUCAGAUCAAUUCUGAACAGCAACAAUCACUACCGUACGUGCCUCCCCAACGUCUAGUACACAUCGAUUUCAAAGGAGCGCCACCCAAGCUACUUUACCUUCAAAAACUUUUUCCAUUAAUAAAAAGAUUCGGUGGAACAGGUCUUUUGCUUGAAUGGGAAGACAUGUUUCCUUGGAGUGGAAACCUGUCUCCAAUAGCUGCCAGUAACGCGUAUUCUAAAGCAGAAAUUAGAGAAAUAUUGAAAAUGGCUGCAGUUAACGGAUUAGAAGUAAUCCCACUAAUACAAACGUUUGGUCACGUGGAAUUUGCAUUGAAACUACCCGAUUUUGCUCAUUUAAGAGAAGUCCAAGAGUCACCACAAGCACUCUGUCCAUCGUUCAACGCUUCUAUGAAGUUUGUCGAACAAAUGGUCGACCAAAUACUCGAGAUUCACGGGAAUGUGAAUUACUUACAUAUUGGCUGUGACGAAGUGUUCCACAUGGGAGAAUGUUUUAGGUGCAGGUCGAAAGCCAGAGAAGAUUUGUUCUUAUCGCAUGUUAAGCAAGUGGCUACGUAUGUUCGCACAAAAUCUCCAAACACAAUUCCUAUUAUAUGGGAUGACAUGCUGAGACACUUGCCUGUGGCCACAAUGCAGUUAUACGAUAUUGGGAAAUUAGUGGAGCCGAUGGUGUGGGUGUACGCUGAGGACGUGUAUAGAUUUGUCAUGCAGAAUGUUUGGGAAAAAUAUCAAAUUGUUUUCCCAAACGCGUGGACUGCUAGUGCUUUCAAAGGGGCAUUUGGUGAAACUUUAUAUAUUCCAAACGUUAAGAGACAUUUGGAAAACAAUUUAAAUUGGUUACAAUUGAUGUCCAACGAAAAUAGUCGGUUUACAGGUGGUUUCAAAGGAAUUGUCAUAACUGGUUGGCAGAGGUAUGAUCAUUUUGCUGUUCUGUGCGAGGUAUUACCGUCAUCCAUACCAUCGAUGGUCGUUAAUCUUUUGGCAACUACAAAUGGUUACAUGAAUCAAUCGUUGCAAACCGAAUUGAACGAAGGACUUAAUUGUGGUAUUUUUGGUCAUAACAACGAAUACGACGGAGAUUUUUUAAACUUAAAUAAUGAUCCCCAUCUCUGGGACCAGUUCUCGAGAUGCACAUUUCCCGGGAAUACAUUUUUCAGGUUGCUGUAUAGAUUACAUACCAUUGAAAUAGAUUACAAUGAUUUUAUAUUGGUGACUAAAAAGAAUCGUGGAUGGAUGACUAGCUACAAUGUAGAACAUGAAUUUUCAUCUCCGCUUCGUGUCGAUGAACUGAUGAAUGAUCAUUCUCGUAUAUAUCGAUCACUUUUAUCUAUGGUUAGACCUUUUCAAGAAUCGAUGACUGGGAUAUUUGAUAAAUAUACCAUAUCCGAAUGGAUAGAACAAAGAAUCUAUCCAAUGAUUAGAGAACUGGAAAAAAUACACAGUGAGGCACGUGAGCUUAAGUCAAAAAAGACAUGGCCUAAGAGACCACUUCCUAUGUUGAAAGAAUUAUUAAGGAUUGGAGUUACUGAACGUGAACUUUCUACACCAUCCAAUGACGGAAUAUAAACAUUUAAUUUUUAAUUGACUGCGUUUGUUAUGAACUAGGUGUCAAAAAUAUAUCUUGUAGAUAAAACUAAUUAAUUUUACAAGUAUAUUUGAGACCUUAAGACAUGGUAUAAGUUGACAAAGUUUCAGGGUUGUGUGUGAACUUCAUUUCAAAAGGGUAUUAUCAUAAUAUAAGUGAUUCUUAGUAAAAUGAUUGAUUAAAUUUGUGCCACCAUGUGUUGAGGAUUGGUCUCUAUAGGAUAUGUGCAAUUUAGUAAAACAAUAAAAUAUAUUAAUUUAAAAAAAUAAUCUACUUUGUAAAUAUAUACUGAGUCUAUCUCUAGUUGGCUCUUGGUCAGGUGUGCAAAGCUAUAAAAGAAGUAAGUAGUUUUGGAAAAUGCUUCAAGAAUUAAGUGAAGCAAUAAUCCUUGAUCGGGGAUUCAAAUCCAUGAGGUUUUACAUAGUGACACUCAAAACUACGGAGUCAUGGGUCAAAGUGGUCUAAAAAAUCUAAUCACAAUUCACUCUUUUAGUUUGAUGCAUGAGUUGUAAAGCUUUUGAAAAAAGUGACUAUCUUAAACAUAACUUUAUUGAUGAUAUAUGAAAACUUACACAAUAAUCUUGUGCCAUGAAACAGUUUUAACUUAUCUAUUAGAUACUUAUUCACUCGUUAAGUUUAUAAAAAAUGUAAUUACAAUUUUUAUUAGGUUAAAAACUUAUAAUAUUUUGUUCUUUAACUUAGCUUGAAUAACUUUUUUCAUGUUACUGUAUUAAGAAUUUUAAUAUUAUAAACACUUAUUGAUUUUUCAAAUUUUACAUUUAAAUAAUAAUUAGUUUUACUACUUAAAUGUUUUUUUCUUAUUUAAGUAUGUAAUGCAUAUUUUUUUUUUUAAGUUUUCUGAUUGCUCUAUCAAUUAUUUUUAUAUUUUGUUACCUAAAUUUAAAGUGUGAGAAAAUAUUUAAUCUAAAUAUUAUAUUUUUUUUUUUUAUUAAAAAAUUUGUACAUAAUCAUAGGCUGUGUUUUAUUUAUUUUAUAUUGUUGUUUCUUUUAAAACAAUUGGGUUGUGUGGAUUAUAUAACAUAAUGACUGAAUUUGAACUAGCUAAUCUGUACUUAGAAAAAUCAGUUAAAUUACAACUUUUUAGCUGAAUAGAAAAAAAAAACUAAAAUAAAAAUGAUUAAACUAAAAUAUCACGCCAAAAUAAUUUGUGUUCAACACUCCCUUGAAUUUUAUUUUAAAAGACCAAAAUUCUCUAUUUCUGUCAGUUUUAUAUUUUUAAGUAUAUAUAUAUAUAUAUAUAUUUGUUCCAUUGUAAAAUAGUUAUUGCUAUUGAAAUUAUAAAUAUUUAUGAAAUAGUUAAUAAUUGAAAUAUUGUAUUUUAUGUGAUAAUAAUUAUUACUAUUUGUUUUUAAAAAUAUUUUUAAUGAAAUACAUAGAAAAUUAAUAUGCCAUGUACAUACACUUUCUGUUAUGUUUCCACAAAAAUAUUUUUAAAUUAAUUAUGUUGUCCAUCAUAAGGUCCAUCUCGAUUGUUCGAUUGUAAUAUUUAGUUUAAUUAUAUAGAAUACUAUAUUGUAUUAUAAAAAAAAUUUCUAUUCAAAUUUUGUAAUAUUCAUCAAUUCAUUUAUUUAUAUGCCUAUCCACUUAUUUAAUAUUCUAAAUUUUAUUUCAAAUAUGUUAAUUUAAAGUUUAAACGAUACUAUGUGACUUAAUAAAAUUAUUUUAUACCACCUAUAUAGUAUUAUAUACAUACUUAAUUUUAAUAAUAAUUCAAAUAAACUUUAAUUAUGUACAACUUUUUGUUACAUAUAAUUAUUACUAUAGAAACUUGUUAAUUUAAGUCUUUAUAAGAUAUUCAAAUAAAGUUGUAUCAAUUUUGUAAUAAUUAUUGUAUCUAAUAUUAAAAUAAUAUAUUGAUGUUGAGUAAAUUUUAUAUACCUAUUAAUUUUAAUGGUAAAUUUACUAACUUAGUUGGGAAUAAUAAUUAUGUAGGACUAAGGCCUUCAGAAAAUAAUGAGUUUAACUUUGGAAAUUAAAUUAAAUUAUGUAUCUAAUUUAAAACGCCAAUUUAACCUCGAAUACUUCUUAAAUUUAAAUAGUGUUUAAUAAAUUUAAACAUCAUUAACUACCUUUAGUGAAGUACUUAUUAAAUAAUGCCAUAAUGGUAUUAUAUAUUCUAGCAAAAAGAAGAAGUUGCUACCUACCUAUCAUUUUAUUUUAUUUAUUUAUUUUAUAAUACUUUUAAUAUUUUAGAUCUGUAAAAACAUGACAUUUUAUUAAUAUUAUUUUAUUACCUACUAAGUUAAUAUUCUGAGACAACAUGUAAUUUUUGUUUUAAAAUUUUAAAUGCAUAAUAUAGUAUAAUAAUUUAA
Messenger RNA from Aphis gossypii (cotton aphid), 4597 nucleotides. RefSeq names its product hexosaminidase D. Gene Ontology annotation, molecular function: hexosaminidase activity. The transcript is spliced from 7 exons. The record is from RefSeq and is a predicted model, not a curated record. Lineage: Eukaryota; Metazoa; Arthropoda; Insecta; Hemiptera; Aphididae. Bases 350 to 2245 code for a protein of 631 amino acids. Gene Ontology annotation, biological process: carbohydrate metabolic process.